This is a messenger RNA of Miniopterus natalensis, 697 nucleotides long. The record is from RefSeq and is a predicted model, not a curated record. Lineage: Eukaryota; Metazoa; Chordata; Mammalia; Chiroptera; Miniopteridae.
AUGGCAAAGGUGGUGACACCAGCCGAGUGGCACAGGCCUGUGUGGGAGGCUGGGGUUCCUGCCCCCAACCUGUGUGCCCAGGUGCUGCGCCUAAGGGCGGGGUCCUCCGGUCCUCGAGGGGCCGGGGUCCGGCAGAGGGUUACAGAGCCACGUGACAAUGACCACGUGGGCCAAGGGAGUUUCCCAGGUGGCAAGUGUGAGCCCGCUGACCAGGAUGUGGUGCACACAGCCCUGAGGGAGACCCAGGAAGAGCUGGGCCUGACUGUGCCUGAGGACCGUGUGUGGGGCGCCCUGCAGCCCGUGUAUGACCAGGCAAAGAACACCGUGGUGCCAGUGCUUGCCGGCGUGGGCCCACUCGACCCCCAGAGACUCAAGCCCAACCCAGAGGAGGUGGAGGAAGUGUUUGCACUGCCCCUGGCCCACCUGCUGCAGGCGCAGAACCAAGGCUACACCCACUUCUGCCGGGGUGGCCACUUCCGCUACACAAUGCCUGUCUUCCUUCACGGGCCACACCGUGUCUGGGGGCUCACAGCUAUCAUCACUGAGUUCACCCUGCAGUUGUUGGCACCUGGUGCCUACCAGCCCCGCCUGGAUUUUCCUGGGUGGCGCAGAGGCUAAAGACCGGAUCUUAAGCAGCCCUGCCUUCACCCUGCCAGGCUAGCUCCACUUCAGGACUGAAUAAAGAGCCUUUAGUGAC